This is a messenger RNA of Letharia columbiana, 1731 nucleotides long. RefSeq lists its product as uncharacterized. The record is from RefSeq and is a predicted model, not a curated record. Lineage: Eukaryota; Fungi; Ascomycota; Lecanoromycetes; Lecanorales; Parmeliaceae. Gene Ontology annotation, cellular component: endoplasmic reticulum membrane. The transcript is spliced from 4 exons. Gene Ontology annotation, molecular function: sphingosine-1-phosphate phosphatase activity. Bases 1 to 1731 code for a protein of 576 amino acids.
AUGACUUCCGAUGCUCUAGAAGCUGAUCGAACGAUGUCGAAGCCAGAGAGCUUCCUGCAGCCAUUGCCCAGUCUGAACGUGGUCACGAAUGUGGAGAAGCUGGAUGCGGGAUUGCGGGGCCUGGACCACUACAGGACGAAGCUCCCAUUAUGGCGCUACAUACCCCGUAAACGACUCAUUCCUUUAGUACGCUGGGAGACACCGCAUUUAGCAGUCAUCCAGAGAAGCGUUCGAUCUCCAGCUCUUGACACGUACUUUUCAAUAACGGCGAACCUUGGAACUCAUACUUUCUUCAUGGUGUUCUUACCAAUACUCUUCUGGUGCGGCUACACAAGUCUGGGGAGAGGCAUGGUACACGUGCUUGCUUCAGGAGUCUUCUUUAGUGGCUUUCUCAAGGACAUGUGGUGUCUGCCGCGCCCACUUUCGCCUCCUCUGAACCGGAUUACCAUGUCACGUUCCGCGGCUCUAGAAUACGGCUUUCCCUCGACUCACUCAACUAACGCAAUGUCUGUAGCAGUCUAUGCGCUCUUCAUGUUGCACGCCCCCGACUCAAGUGUACCUUCUGCUGUUACGAUUGGAUUGGAGGCCGCCUCUUGCUGCUAUGCUGUCUCUAUAGUAUUUGGACGACUCUACUGUGGCAUGCAUGGAUUCUUCGAUGUACUCGUCGGCAGUGCACUAGGUGCUUCACUUUCCAUUGUUCAAUGUCUAUAUGGUGACAGCUUUGAUCAUUUUAUACAUACUGGGUCUUUCAAGGCGCCCACAGUAGUCAUUCUAAUCAUUCUGGUCCUCGUACGCAUCCAUCCAGAGCCGGCUGAUGACUGCCCAUGUUUCGAUGAUAGCGUCGCAUUUGCUGGAGUUAUGAUCGGCGUUGAAUUGGGCAAUUGGCAUUUCGGUCGGAGCGGCCGUGCUUGGAACGAGCCCGCUCUUGCAACCGUGCCAUUCGAUCUCGAAGCUCUCGGCUGGCCCAGAACGAUCGCGCGCAUCGUCAUUGGUGUUCUAAUGGUCUUCGCGUGGAGAGAAGUCAUGAAGCCAGCUCUACUGAAGUCACUUCCGCCAAUUUUCCGGGUUGUAGAGAUGCUUGGGUUGAGCCUACCAAGGAGGUUCUUUGUACAGGCUUCAGAAUACCAACAGGUCCCAAAUCAGAAAGAUGACAAUGUUAUACCAGCGGUUUCUGAAAUUCCUUCACUGCUUACCUCUUUUCGUCAUCCUCGCAGGAGUCGCUCAGUAUCAGUGGGACCCCAAUCUGAAGCCGACGCCUACGAGACCCUAGCCUACCGCGACAAACGUCGCAGACAGAGCAAGUCAGAAAUGACCAUGGCAACGCCAAGGAUCGACGAGAAAAGCAGCUCGGAAGAAAACGGGCCUGGCUACUUUAGCAUCUCGACAUCACACAGGGUUUCGAGCAGACACCCAACAGCUGGCUUGCCAACACCAGCAACGUCCAAUCUGGACCUCUACAAGUCAAUGACUGAACCUGAGCAAGUUUUGUAUACGCCCUUGACCCCUGGGACUGCGUCAGGAGCUAGUAGCCGCCGGCCAAGUUCAGAAAGAAGACAAGAUGAGAGAGAAGAGCGUGAGAUGUUCUCAAAGCUUGAAAAGCCUAGAGUACGAUACGAUGUGGAGGUUAUCACCAAGCUUAUUGUCUACACUGGUAUUGCCUGGAUCGCUGUCGAAGGCGCUCCCAUUCUGUUUGAGACAAUCGGCCUCGGGCUUGGUACCCAACCUGGCUGA